AUGGAAUGCUUCUGGAAAGCCGUCAGCCGCAAGAAACCCAACAAUGACGACGGUAGUCACUCGAAGUUAGCCCGUGUUCUGACGUUACUGGAUCUAACGGGUCUUGGUGUGGGCAGUACGCUUGGUUUGGGUGCGUACGUGUUAGCAGGUUCCGUCGCGUACGAACAAGCUGGCCCAGGUGUGGUCAUAUCCUUUGUUAUCGCGGCCCUGGCGGCAGCCAUCGCAGGACUCUGCUACGCCGAGUUUGCAUCGCGUGUUCCGAAGGCUGGAUCGGCGUACAUCUACACCUACAUUACGAUAGGCGAGUUUGCGGCGUUCACGAUCGGUUGGAAUCUGAUGCUCGAAUACAUCAUCGGUACGGCAAGUGUUGCGAGAGGUCUAAGCGGAUACAUCGAUGCACUGAUCGAUCAUCGCAUGGGAAAUGCUCUCAAGGACAUCAUCCAGAUGAGGAUAAGCUUUCUGGCAGAAUACCCGGAUAUAUUCUCCUUCCUGGUCGUGCUGAUCAUCACGGCGUUGCUUGCGUAUGGUGUGAAGGAGUCAACACUGCUGAACAACCUGUUCACAGGUGUUAAUCUCAUCGUCAUCGUGGUGGUGCUGGUUUCCGUGGGCAUUAAAGCCAAUCCUGCCAAUUGGUCCAUCCAACCGACGUCUGUCCCUGAAGGCGUGAACAUUGGUGCCGGAGGAUUCCUGCCGUACGGUGUUGCAGGAGUGAUGGCCGGUGCGGCCAAGUGUUUCUACGGCUACGUUGGAUUCGACUGCAUCGCGACAACCGGCGAAGAAGCCCAGAACCCGUCCCGUAACAUUCCGUUAGCUAUCAUCAGUUCGCUAGUCAUCAUCUUCCUAUCGUACUUCGGUGUCGCGACUGUCCUGACGAUGGCGCUUCCGUACUACCUCCAGGACCCGGUGGCACCUUUCCCACGUUUAUUUGACUAUCUUGGCUGGCAGGAGAUCAAGUGGAUCGUGUCAAUUGGAGCGAUCUUCUCACUCUGUACCAACUCGCUGGGAGCGAUGUUCCCGCUGCCUCGCGUCUUAUAUGCCAUGUCCUCGGACGGACUCAUCUUCAAGCAGUUGCGAGCGGUCCAUCCAAAGACUAAGACGCCUCUGUUGGCGACAAUCCUGUCGGGUGUGUUCUCCGGCACAAUGGCAAUGUUGUUUGACCUUCACCAGCUGAUCGACAUGAUGUCAAUCGGGACAUUGCUCGCAUACACGAUCGUUGCUGUGAGCGUGCUGGUGUUGCGGUACGAACAAAGCACCAACUUCAUCGUCAGCACGCAGACCAAAUCGUCCACCGUGAUGAAGCAACUGUUCAACCUGACCUGUCUCACGACACCGAGCAGUCUGUCGUCCAACAUCGUGAAAGUAAGCGUGCUCAUUUACGCGAUCGUCGUAAGCGUCAUCAGCUCGAUCCUGGCCCACGGUCAGGAAUAUCUCAAUGGAUAUCACCCGUUCGUUUGCACGUUGUUAGCAGCCAGUGCGAUUGUAGCCGCUCUGCUGACGCUCAUCGUGUCCUGCCAGCCAGCGGAAGAACGCCAGCUUACCUUCCGAGUACCCUGCGUUCCGUUCGUACCACUGAUCAGCAUCUUCGUGAACGUGUAUCUCAUGUUCCAGCUGGAUGCAGCGACCUGGAUCCGGUUUCUGGUGUGGCUGCUGGUUGGCUUCAUCAUUUACUUUUCGUAUGGCAUCCGUCACUCGGUGCAGGGUUCUGGCAGUCAGACGCUUUCAGAGAGCCAGCUAGACGUCCCGUUUGCGGUGUUCGCUUCUGUGAAACACUAAUGGAGGCUUGAUCAUGGUGAUCGCAUUUCUGGCCUCAAGCACUAGGAUGCGCUCGAGAACUUCGGAGUCGUGGACGUUGUUGUGCAGCAACGUUCUUAUUUAUGCAAAGAGCAACAUUCUUCCUCACGCAGGUAGUAGAUGUACGCUAGCACUAGAGAAAGACAGGGCUUAGAUGAACCGUUUUAGGUUAGGUAUGUGGAGGAGCAUUUUAGACUUCAUGGUUCGGCGUUCGUAAGCAGUUUUCCCGGUAACAAUA
Molecule: messenger RNA, 2029 nt
Organism: Anopheles nili
Lineage: Eukaryota; Metazoa; Arthropoda; Insecta; Diptera; Culicidae
Product: cationic amino acid transporter 2-like
Exons: 3
Coding region: 1-1773 (590 amino acids)
Biological process (GO): transmembrane transport; amino acid transport
Cellular component (GO): plasma membrane
Molecular function (GO): amino acid transmembrane transporter activity
Source: RefSeq, a predicted model, not a curated record